UUCCUCCAACAAUACCAGAUUUUGCGAGGCCAUCUUCCGUGGAAUGGAGACAAGGACGAUAGCCCCGCCACUUAUGCUGAGGUUCAUGGCAAGUGUCAUCUUGUUUGUUCUUGGUCAUCAAGUUCUUUCCAUAGAUAUUCAAAGAGGAAAACAUUAUGUUGCUGCUGUAUAUGAACAUCAUGCCAUCCUGAAUCCCAAUCCAGCGGCCAUCAUUGAUCGACAAAAUGCAUUACAAUUAAUGAAGCGGAAUCUAGACAUUUAUGAAGAGCAAGUAAUUAAUGCAGCAAAACAGGGAGCCCAAAUAAUUAUUUUUCCUGAAGAUGGAAUUCAGGGUUUCAACUUCACAAGGACGUCCAUUUAUCCUUACCUGGAUUUCAUUCCAAAUCUGGACUCUCUGACAUGGAAUCCAUGCAAAGAAUUUUACUUAUUCAAUGACACUGAGGUUCUCCAUCAACUCAGCUGUAUGGCGUUGAGAAACCAAAUAUUUUUAGUUGUAAAUUUGGGAACUAAAGAGCACUGCAUGCAAAGUGAUCCCCACUGUCCACCAGAUGGAAGAUAUCAGUUUAAUACCAAUGUAGUAUUUAAUGACAAUGGCACACUGAUAGCCAGAUACAGAAAACAAAACCUAUACUUUGAGUAUGCCUUUAAUACUCCACCAGAGAUUGAUUAUACGGUUUUUGAUACACCUUUCGCAGGCAGAUUUGGAAUCUUUACUUGCUUUGAUAUUUUAUUUUAUGAGCCAGCUGUAAACCUUAUAAAGCAAUACAACAUAACCCAGGUGGCAUAUCCUACUGCAUGGAUGAAUCAACUCCCACUUUUGUCUGCUGUAGAAUUUCAACAAGCUUUUGCAAUCGCCUUUAAAAUAAAUCUUUUGGCAGCAAAUAUCCAUCAUCCUGACUUGGGCAUGACAGGCAGUGGUAUAUAUACACCAUCAAAAUCUUUCACUUAUUAUGAUAUGGAAAGCAUUAAUGGGAAACUUAUAGUUGCAGAAAUCCCAGUUAUUACAUCAGAUCAUGAAACUAAUAUGGAAAAUAAUGCAAUGUCCCACAAUGGUCAAAAGAGUUCUUUGAAUUUUUAUAGAGAGAAACAGAUUUGCCAUAAAGAUCAAGAAACUGACUGUAAAAUAGAAGAAAAGCCAUCCCAAGAUUUUUUACCUGUAUUUUAUGGAAUCAUGAUGUAUGAUAAUUUUACCUUAAUGCCCAUACUAAAUGCAGAAGGAAAUAUAGAAGUUUGUUCCAAUACACUUUGUUGUAAUUUAAUCUAUAAGCAAUUAGAAAAAACAAAUGGACUUUAUGUUUUAGGAGCUUUUGAUGAUUUGCAUGUAGUGCAUGGAAGAUACUAUGUUCAAGCCUGUGUAUUAGUUAAAUGUGGUGGACUUAACUAUUCAACCUGUGGGCAAGAAAUCACAGAGGCAUCUGGAUUGAUAGAUUUUCAGCUCCAAGGAAAUUUCAGUACUACUUUUAUCUUUCCUCUCUUGCUAAGAUCUGGGGUCACUCUAGACUUUCCUGACUAUUUGGGCUGGGGGGGGAAAUCCUAUGUCAUGUACAAAAUGGGAGGGUCUUCUGGUUUAAUAACAGCUGGCCUAUAUGGGCGCUGGUAUGAGAGGGAUACAAAUAGUUUUUGA
Messenger RNA from Thamnophis sirtalis, 1624 nucleotides. RefSeq names its product biotinidase (gene BTD). Gene Ontology annotation, molecular function: hydrolase activity, acting on carbon-nitrogen (but not peptide) bonds, in linear amides. Gene Ontology annotation, biological process: biotin metabolic process. NCBI's taxonomy places the organism in Eukaryota, Metazoa, Chordata, Lepidosauria, Squamata, Natricidae. The record is from RefSeq and is a predicted model, not a curated record.